This is a messenger RNA of Rhinichthys klamathensis goyatoka, 918 nucleotides long. It is a transcript of the gene mien1, whose product is annotated as selenoprotein W, 2a. Gene Ontology annotation, biological process: positive regulation of filopodium assembly; negative regulation of apoptotic process. The record is from RefSeq and is a predicted model, not a curated record. The transcript is spliced from 4 exons. Lineage: Eukaryota; Metazoa; Chordata; Actinopteri; Cypriniformes; Leuciscidae.
UGAUAGGGGUCGCUAGAGGUUCAGUUUCAUAUAAACGCGGUCACAGAAAAGGAAGCACAAAACAAGAAGAAGAAGAGGCAGAAGAGAGAACAAUAGCAGCGCAAAGCACGCAGUGACGCAGAUAUGGUGGUGCAAAUAAAAGUCGAAUACUGUGGUGGAUGAGGGUACGAGCCCCGCUAUCAGGAGCUCAAGCGGGUCGUCACUGCUGAGUUCACUGAUGCGGAUGUGAGUGGUUUCGUCGGCCGCCAAGGAAGCUUUGAGAUUGAAAUCAAUGGGCAACUGAUUUUCUCAAAGAUGGAAACCAGUGGCUUCCCCUAUGAGGAUGAUAUUAUGAAUGCUAUCCAAAGAGCCUACGAUGGCCAGCAGGUGGAGAAGAUCACCAAGAGCCAGCCUCCUUGUGUCAUCCUCUAAUGUUUCACCUCUUAACCCUUCCCUUUUGGCUCUCAAGACACCUGAAUCACUCCUCAAAGAAGUCUUAAUAUGUCAAGAUUUUGAACGGUUCUGUUUUAAAAAGCAAAGUUUAAGCAUCUAGAGAGAGCAGGACCCUUAAAUGUCGCCUUCUCUUCACUCCUCCUGUCUGGUUGCUGGACGUAAAUGAUUAUCGUAACUCUAAAGUGAGAAGUUACGGUAUGAGGCCUGCAGUCUGUGCUUCCUUUAAGCAGGAGGAGUGAGACGGGGGGGGACGGUGAGGAGAAAGCCAAUGGAAGGGUUAAAGGGAUAGUUCACCCAAAAAUUAAAAUACUGUCAUUUACGUUGUUUACAUUUGUUGUUCCAAACCUGUGUGUUUCUUUCUUCUGUUGAACACAAAAGAAGAUAUUUUAAAGAAUGUUGGUUACCAGACAGUUGAUGGACCCCAUUGACUUCCAUAGUUGUUCAGCAGAAGAAAGAAACUUUUAGAAAAAUAAAUUGGAAAAAUGA